Messenger RNA from Pipistrellus nathusii (Nathusius's pipistrelle), 1191 nucleotides. Lineage: Eukaryota; Metazoa; Chordata; Mammalia; Chiroptera; Vespertilionidae. The record is from the annotation of a GenBank genome assembly.
AUGCUAGGUUUUUUGUCGGCGCGACAAGCCGGAUUGGACGACCCUCUUCACCUACAAAGAGCGGAGUCCACACGCAGGGUUUUGGGACUGGAGUUAAACAAAGACAGAGAUGUUGAAAGGAUUCACAGCAAUGGAGUUAACAGCCUGGACAUUGAACCUAUUGAAGGGAGAUACAUGUUAUCAGGUGGUUCAGAUGGUGUGAUUGUACUUUAUGAUCUUGAGAACUCCAGCAGACAACCUUGUUACACAUGUAAAGCAGUGUGUUCUGUUGACAGAUACCAUCCUGAUGUUCACAAAUAUAGUGUGGAGACUGUACAGUGGUAUCCUCAUGACACUGGCAUGUUCACAUCCAGCUCAUUUGAUAAAACUCUGAAAGUAUGGGAUACAAACACAUUACAAGCUGCAGAUAUUUUUAAUUUUGAAGAAACAGUUUAUAGUCAUCAUAUGUCUCCAGUUGCCACUCAGCACUGCUUGGUAGCAGUUGGUACUAGAGCGCCCAAAGUACAACUUUGUGACUUAAAGUCUGGAUCCUGUUGCCACAUUCUACAGGGUCACAGACAAGAAAUUUUGGCAGUUUCCUGGUCACCACGUUAUGAUUAUAUCUUGGCAACUGCAAGUGCUGACAGUAGAGUAAAAUUAUGGGAUGUGAGGAAAGCAUCAGGAUGUUUGAUUACCCUUGAUCAGCAUAAUGGGGAAAAGUCACAAGCUGUUGAAUCAGCAAACACUGCUCAUAAUGGGAAAGUUAAUGGCUUAUGUUUUACAAGCGAUGGCCUUCACCUGCUGACUAUUGGUACUGAUAAUCGAAUGAGGCUCUGGAAUAGUUCCAACGGAGAAAACACACUAGUGAAUUACGGAAAAGUUUAUAAUGACAGUAGAAAAGGAUUGAAAUUCGCUGUCUCCUGUGGCUGCAGUUCAGAAUUUGUUUUUGUACCAUAUGGUAGCACCAUUGCUGUUUAUACAAUUUACUCAGGAGAACAGAUAACUAUGCUUAAGGGACAUUAUAAAAGUGUUGACUGCUGUGUAUUUCAGUCUAAUUUCCAGGAACUUUACAGUGGUAGCAGAGACUGCAAUAUACUUGCUUGGAUACCAUCCUUAAAUGAACCAGUGCCUGAUGAUGAUGAGACCUCAACCAGAUCACAUUUAAACCCAGCAUUUGAAGAUGCCUGGAGCAGCAGUGAUGAGGAAGGAUGA